Molecule: messenger RNA, 3411 nt
Organism: Acanthopagrus latus (yellowfin seabream)
Lineage: Eukaryota; Metazoa; Chordata; Actinopteri; Spariformes; Sparidae
Product: bifunctional 3'-phosphoadenosine 5'-phosphosulfate synthase 2-like
Exons: 14
Coding region: 505-2664 (719 amino acids)
Biological process (GO): sulfate assimilation; 3'-phosphoadenosine 5'-phosphosulfate biosynthetic process
Molecular function (GO): adenylylsulfate kinase activity; ATP binding; sulfate adenylyltransferase (ATP) activity
Source: RefSeq, a predicted model, not a curated record
UUCAGACAUUUCUUAUUAACCUCACUGGACAUUUACUCGGUAAAUAAUGAAGCGAGGUUACUUUAUGUUAUGCGCACAACUUUAAGUACAACGUGACUGAGGUGAGGACAUUCCCCAGGACAGAGAAUAACCUCAAUUUUCAGCCAUUUUGCUCCAUUAAAGUACAGCUAGCGUAACUGUCAUUAGCUUAGAAGUUAAGUUUAACGUUAGCUCGCUAACAACGGUUAGAGGUGGCCGAUUUCAAACGGAGCUGAUGUGUUUUUAACGGUUCGGCGUCGACUGUUUGUUCGUAACCGUCAGUUGAAAUCAGUCUGUCAUCUUGUUCGACUGUGAUUACACGAGCAGCAAUAGCCGCGGCAGAAAGUUGUAUUUGAUUUGAUAAACUUGGUUGAUAACGUUGGCGUGAGUAACGUCAGUGUUCAACCUCCAGCCUAGUUCUGCCGGUUUCAGCGAUCGGCCCCGUCAUGUCGUUAUUCUUGAGCAUUGGCUGCUACACGGCGAAUUAUGCAGAUUUCACGACGUCGGAGGAGGAGGAGGACUGGAGGUUGGGCCAGCGGAAUGCUACGUGUCUUGGAAGUCCCUUUUAAAGCCCCUCGUCUUCUUGGAUUACCGCUGCCAAAACUUUGGUGGUUACAACCCGAGCGAGCGACAGACUCCCCCCAUCCAGGCCUCUGUGUGUCUGAGCCCGGUGUGCAGCAGCAGCAGCAGCAGCGGUCGAGAGAAAUGUCCGGGGUGAAAAAGCUUCGCACGGAUCUGAACAGGUCAACGAAUGUGGUGUACCAGGCCCACCAUGUCAGCCGUAGCAAGAGAGGGCAGGUCGUGGGCACCAGGGGAGGCUUCAGAGGCUGCACUAUCUGGCUCACUGGUUUGUCUGGUGCCGGGAAGACUACCAUCAGUUUUGCUCUUGAAGAGUACCUUGUGUCCCAUGCUAUCCCUUGCUACUCGCUGGACGGAGACAACAUUCGCCAUGGCCUGAACAAGAAUCUGGGCUUCACUGCUGAAGACCGCGAGGAAAACAUCCGUCGUGUCGCUGAGGUGGCCAAACUGUUUGCCGAUGCUGGGCUGGUGUGUGUUACCAGUUUCAUCUCUCCCUUCAGCAAGGAUCGCGAGGAGGCAAGGAAGAUCCAUGCCAGUGCCGGACUUCCAUUUUUCGAGGUGUUCAUCCACGCUCCUCUUGAGUUGUGUGAGAGUAGGGAUGUAAAAGGACUUUACAAGAAGGCUCGCGCUGGAGAGAUCAAAGGUUUCACUGGUAUCGACUCAAACUAUGAGCGUCCCGAGGAACCAGAUCUUGUCCUGAAAACUGGAGAGCUCUCAGUCAACGAAUGCCUCCACCAAGUGUUGGAGCUGCUCAGGGACCAGAAUAUUGUACCCGGCGAGAUCAUGGAGGAGCUGAAUGAACUAUUUGUUCCGGAGAACAAGCUGAAUCUCGCUGUGGCUGACGCAAACACGCUUCCCACUAUCAGCAUCACCAAGCUGGAUCUACAAUGGGUGCAGAUUUUGGCAGAGGGCUGGGCCAGUCCUCUGAAAGGCUUCAUGAGAGAGAGAGAGUUCCUCCAGGUCUUACACUUUGGCAAUCUGCUGGAUGAAAUACCAUCCAGUUCUUCAGAACCAUCAAAACAUCCUGUGUCCAGAUGUUAUGACCAUAUCUGUAUCAUCUCUGUCAAGGAAGGUUGUUUGGUUGGUGGGGCCAUCAACUUGUCCGUUCCCAUCGUCCUGCCUGUUAGCACUGAGAAAAAGCAGGAGCUGGACGGCUGCACGGCUGUAGCUCUCGAGUACCAGGGUAGACGAGUGGCUAUUCUCAGGAACCCAGAGUUUUACGAAAACCGCAAAGAGGAGCGCUGUGCCAGACAGUGGGGCACCACUUGUCCACAGCACCCUUACAUUAAGAUGGUCAUGGAGGGAGGUGAUUGGCUGGUAGGUGGUGACCUGGAGGUACUGGAGCGAAUCAGAUGGAACGAUGGGCUCGACCAUUAUCGCCUCACACCAAAGGAGCUCAAGCAGAAGUUCAAAGCCAUGAAAGCAGAUGCGGUAUUUGCAUUCCAGCUGCGUAACCCCGUCCACAAUGGUCACGCCCUGCUGAUGCAGGACACCAAGCGCCGUCUCCUGGAGCGAGGCUACAAGAAUCCAGUACUCCUGCUGCACCCACUGGGCGGCUGGACCAAAGAUGAUGACGUGCCUCUGGACUGGAGGAUGAAGCAGCAUGCUGCUGUCUUGGAGGAGGGCAUUCUGGACCCAGCCAGCACCAUCGUCGCCAUCUUUCCAUCUCCUAUGAUGUACGCUGGACCCACAGAGGUUCAGUGGCACUGUAGAGCAAGAAUGAUUGCCGGAGCAAACUUCUACAUUGUUGGCCGGGACCCAGCAGGCAUGCCUCACCCAGAGACAAAAAAGGACCUGUACGAGCCCACCCACGGAGGAAAGGUGCUCACCAUGGCCCCGGGCCUCACUUCUGUGGAGAUCAUUCCAUUCAGGGUAGCAGCCUACAACAAGACAAAGAAGGCUAUGGACUUUUACGACCCAGAGCGAAAAGCCGACUUUGAGUUCAUCUCUGGAACCAAGAUGAGGAACAUGGCCCGGAGCGGGGAGAACCCUCCAGAUGGUUUCAUGGCCCCCAAGGCCUGGAGGGUGUUGGUGGAGUACUACACCUCUCUGAAGAAGGACAAGUAAUCAACAAACGGCUCAGCUCACCAGCAAAACAGCAUUUAUAAGGAUUACAGGAUCUUUAAGGGGGAAUUUUAGAUUGAUUAUUCAUUUCGAGUGAUGGAUUUAGAUUGCCAUAAAUCAUGAGUCAUUGUGGCAAGGGUGGGUGUUUUGUGCAAGGCUUCACCAAAUCGAGAAAGACUUGUCUCCAGCGGUUAAAGCAUUACAUUUCUACAUUCCAGUACAGCUAUGUGAUCUAUAAAUCCAUUGUAUGUUUAUAUACAUAUUAACUUAAUCUAUGUAUUUUAAUAAAUUAAAGGUAACUUGAGAUUCUUUUUUUAUUUUUAAGCAUAGGAGCACAUACCAAGACAGGGAAAUCAUUUGUGAUAUUUACAUGUAAUUAUCUGAAGGAUGCAUGACAAAAAACAACAUGUAGAUGUCACUUUUUAUAGCAUGUUAUGUCGAUGAUAUCACUGUCUGUUGAAUAAUUUGUCAGACUGAUGAAAGUCACUGUCAGUUUUAUCAAUACCAAGACUGCCUAUUUGUUUUACAUGUAUGAAUGUUGAUUAAUUCAUCGUGUUAAAGUUUCACAUUAUUGUGAAAUGCAACAUUUUUCUUUUAAUAAUGUGAAAGUGCCUUUCUCACAAAUGUCAACAUUUGUAAAACCCUCAAUGUUUUUGUGAUUUUAUGAAAUGGGCAUGUGCAUUCAUGUAAUAAAGAAAUAGGAGACAGAGUAUGUCUGAAGCAGUAAUAAAGGAACGUAUUUGUUGUAAA